This is a messenger RNA of Ustilaginoidea virens, 1329 nucleotides long. RefSeq lists its product as uncharacterized. The transcript is spliced from 9 exons. The coding region runs from base 1 to 1329 and encodes 442 amino acids. The record is from RefSeq and is a predicted model, not a curated record. NCBI's taxonomy places the organism in Eukaryota, Fungi, Ascomycota, Sordariomycetes, Hypocreales, Clavicipitaceae.
AUGGACCAGUCCAUCAUCCGCAUCUCCAAGGAGCUAAGUGAUAUCCAGAGAGGUUCCGAUCUUUCUAUCGCUGUGGCUUGUCGCGAUGUCGACGUUCGCAAUGUGAAGGCGCUAAUCAUUGGGCCUCACGAGACCCCCUACGAGUUUGGUUUCUUCGAAUUCGCCAUACGUUUUAGCAGAGAAUACCCUUCCAAGUCACCUAGUGUUCAUUGCAUCACUACAAAUGGAGGUCGGUGUCGAUUUAGUCCCAAUAUCUAUGCCAGUGGCAAAGUCUGUCUGUCAAUACUGGGAACGUGGCGCGGGGAACGUGGAGAAGAAUGGUCUUCAGCUCAGGGAUUGGAGUCGAUACUCUUGUCCAUCCAGAGCCUGAUGUCGGCUAACCCCUACGAGAACGAGCCGGGCUUCGAGGAUGCGACAGACGACACUGACAUUGUCGCGCAAAAGGAUUACGUACAGAAAAUACGCCAUGAGACCUUGCGAGUGUCCGUUAUUCAACGGUUGGAGGGUUACCUCGGACUGAACUACAACAAGGGCCCAGCGCUAGCGAUCGAGAAAAUCAACGGCGACGACGAAGACGAGGCUCAUUUUGAACCGUUCAAAGAUCUGUGCAAGCGCCGAUUCCUUUGGUAUUAUCAAUCUUAUCUGGAUGCAAUCGAGGCUGGCAAAUCCGAGGUGAAGGAACUGCAAGCCUUUGUUCGAAUGCCAUUCGAAUCACCAGGUGACAAUAUAAUGGACGGAAAAUUUAAUUACCCAGAGCUGGAACGUAGAAUUCGCCGCAUAAAAGCCGCGCUUGAUGCCGAGCCGCUUACUUGGGCCAAGCACGGCCUCGCAGCUGCUGCCAAGGAGACUACCGUGUCUGUGAACUUGCAGCACCAGUACGAACAGGUCACCGCCCACUUCAAGAAGAGCGAUAUGCCUCAUGAUGUUAAACUGGAGGAUGGCAAUCCUUUUGUAUGGGUAAUCACCUACUUUGGACGUCCCAUGACCAAUCUAGAUGGCGGCUUGUUCCGCAUCAAGAUGAACUUUAGCACACGGUUUCCGGACGAACAACCUCGUGUCAAAGUUGAGAACAAAAUCUUUCAUCAUCAUGUGGCUGCAGAUGGGACAGCCUGCUACCACCCCAACCCUCUCAGACGCGAGGAUGUAAAGUCCCACAUAGAAGCGAUAAUUUCAAUGCUAGAAGAAGAUGAGCCAGCAUACGAUCCCAGGAUGAUUGUCAACCCCGAGGCAACCAAGCUACUCUGGGGCAGCAAAAAAGACGACAAGAAACAGUACAACCGCCGACUUCGACGAUCUGUACAGCAAAGCAUGGAGGAUUUUCCUGAAUAA